CGCCCUGAGUGAUCUGUUGGACUUCAGAACCCUCGCACGACCCUGACAGCGCCUUAUACUGCCCGCUGCACGGCCGAAAAGAGGCUUGGAAACUCAGGCUGUCUGGCUGAGGUAUCACCCACACUGCAUUGGAACUUCUUAGAGAAAGAAGCAAAAAGGAAAGUGAAACAGUUAGCCACGUCUCGACAAUCUCAUGUCUUCCAGGAAGACUUCCGUGGCGGCUCUGUGCAGCCCUUAAGCUGAACCUGGUUGUGCAAUCCCUGCUCACAGCCAGCUGGCAGCGCCUCGGGCCGCUUCCCAUUCCCGAAACUGCCCGGAGAAGCUGCACUUCGCGUCCGUUCCACCACCGCAGCGCGGCCAUCCCGGCCCGGGGGCUGAGCAGGGGCCCUCAGACUGGUGAGCGCAGAAGUUGCCGUCUUCCGUGGGACAAGGCGGGAUGGCAGGCGGCGGAGGGAGGGAGGCUGCUUCUGGGCUCUGUGAAGGGGCUGACAAGGCAUCUUGGUUCAGGAUAAAGAGCUUUCGUCAGGGCAACCAGGGUUCAAAUCCCUGUCCGGCUAGUUACUAACUGAGAGGCUCAACUUCUUUCCUUGCUAAGUCGGGACAGGAAACACUCCUUAAUGGGGCUGUCUGAAGUUUCAGCGAAACUUGCUGGAGAGUGUGGUAUGACUCAUUGAACAAGUUGCAUCUUCUCCUCCCUUGGCUGGGGGGCUGAUGAGCCCACACAGAGACGGAGGAGCCUUCCUUGGCCACAGGAAUUUCCCUGGAAUUUCUAAAUCGGCGUGGUUUGGGGGUGAUAUCUUCUCAGAGGAAAAAAAGGUGGCUGGGAGCAUCUCUAAUUCUGCUGUGGACAAAAUGAGCAUGGAUUUGGUGCCCCAGAAUCAGCUGGACAACCAGGAAGGGGACGAAUAUGAGGAUGAGGAAGAAUAUGAGGCUGGUAUUGACUCAGAAAGGGACAUGGAUGACAUUCUUCCAGGUGAAGAUGCAGAUCUACAAGAGGGGGAUCUGUCAGCUAGAGAAAGAAUGUUUUUGGGUGAAUUUCCCAUCCAAAAACAGGAGCUGGAAGAGGGCAUCAGAUUUCUCCAUGACCUUGCAAAUGGUUUCGACAGAAACCACCAAAUAUUCACCAAGACCAACAUAGUGACCAGCUCCCUCGGCCUCGUGUCUGCAGCCAUGGGCAUCAUGGGUGUGGUCCUGGCUCCGGCAACGGCAGGAGGAAGCCUGGUGCUCUCCACCUCUAGUCAAGGCUUGGGGGCAAUCGUUGGGGUCACCAGCAUGUUGACCAACUUUCUGGAAUAUUCUCAUGACAAAAAAGUCCGAACUCAGGCCAGCGGCCUAAUGCCCACCCGUGACCAAGAGGCCAGGGAGGCCGAGGAGAAGGCAGCCUGUGUCAUGGCGGCCGGUAAAGCUGCUUAUAACUGUGGUGACACCAUCAAAAACAUGAAGAAGAACGUCCGUGCCUUUCGGAUGACCAGAGCCCACCCCCGCUUGACCGCCGCUGCCAAGCGUUUCCUGAUCACUGGCCGGGUCUCGGCCCGAAGGAUGAAGCAGAUGGAAAAGGCCUUUGAUGGCACCGUACUGUUGAUGACCAAAAAUGCACGCUUGAUGAGUAAUCUGUUCGCUGGCUUGUCGCUUGGUGUUGACGCGGCCACUGUCUGGAAUAACUGGAAGGAACUGCAGGGAGGAGCACGUGCAAAGUAUGCAGAGGAGCUGAGGGCCCGGGCUCGCCAGCUGCAAACGCAGCUGACGGAACUCACCCGAUACCAUGAGAAGCUGCAGCAGAAACUCUUCGAAGAAACCACGGCCUCUGAGUCAUCCUUGCAGGGAGCCAUGGAGAACCUGUCUCUGCCCACCGCCAGGCCCGGGGAAGCAGGAGCUGAGGAGAGCAAUAGGACACGCUAGCCAGGAACCGAUGGCUGAGACCCCAGACUCACACACAACAGGAUGUCACUGGAACCUGCUCGUCCAGAUUCCUGCGGGGAAGGGGAGCCCCAGGAGUCCCUCUGCAUCCUCCCACCGCCUUCUUAGGCCCUGAAGGAACUCAAUGGCUGCCCCAGUUCACCUCCCUAAAAAAAAUUUCUUUUAUAAUCUGUUUUACCAGCUAUUUUUAAAGUAGUAUGUGUACAUUCAAUGCAAUUUCUGAAAAAUCAGGAAAGUAAAAAUUGGGGGGAAGAAACAGUGCCCAGACCAAGAGUGAGGCUGGUUGGCAUUGGGGCCUCCCUGCUCCCUGGGGCUUCCCGGCUUUGGGAGUCAAAAUGCUGGUUUGGCAGGUUGUCAGAUCGCCUGCUGGGACCUCCUCCGCUGCGCUCUAAAAUAAUACCUUUCUGCAGUCCACUGUCUUCUUCUCCUCUCAUUCCCAAUUCCUCCAUUUGCGCACAGAUCCGUCACUGUCUGUCCUGCUCUUUUCCCAUAACAGUACUUUCUACCGCUCACUGCCCUGCUCUGUUUUUAUAGGCUGUGUUUCUUCUCUAUGUUACAAAAUGUUCUGUGUGUGUGAUCGUUUAAUUGGCCUGUAUUAGUCAUCGCUCUUUCAUUCCUUUUAAAGUGUCCCCAAACAGCUCAAACUCUAAGUAACAAAAAUAAUUUAUUGGCUCAUGUACUUAUGAAGUUUAGGGGCACCCAUGUGUCAGCAUCCAGAGGACCAAAAAGAUACCCCUGGGCUUCUGGCUUCCCGUCUCAGGCUUCUGCCAACGCAGGCCAGAUGGCACCAGCACCCCUGGGUGCUCUUCUCCCAGCUCAGUGCUCCCAGGGGGGACGUCGGGGGAGGGCGGUUCUUCCUGAACGUUACCCAAGUCAAGGCCUGGAUCUGGGUGGGCAGGACUGGGUGACCUGCCUCUGCCGGGGGUGGGGGGUGUUGGGGACUCCAGGGUUGAGUCCCCCACAGGAAAGAGAAGGGAGAAAGGAAAUAAAAGACCUAAAAGCAACACAUGGUCUGCUAUUUGUCCCUCUCUUUUCAUGAACAUUUAGACGAUUUCAAAUGUCUAAUUAUGCAGAAUGGUCAAAUGAAGAUCUUUGUGACAAAAGCAUUUCUCCUGGUAUUCUUGUCUAAAAAGAGUCCCUAAACCAGGAUACCUAAGAUAGCCUAGAAGGAGGAGACCCCCACCCCCACCACCAGAUUAUAAUAGUAAAACACGCCACAGGGAAUCUGGAAAAGAUUUUUUUAAUUGUGUGGGAAAGAUAGCCACUAUCAACGUCAUGGAGUCUCGCGAGCCCGUCUUUGCUUUAUAACUCUUACGAUUUAGGGAUUUGAAAUAGUUGCAGUCUUGCCGCCCAUGCCAUUUUGUUUUCUGCUUCUGUUGGUCUCACUUCUUUGUGCUUACAAUUUUUUAUAAUUUCUUAUAAUUUUAAUUAUUUUUCAUAAGCAUAAUUGUAAACGGCUUUCUCUGCAUUUGAUGUUGCUUUCUUAGUGCAUGAGCAUGCUACAGGUAACCAACAAUAAUACAACAAAAGACAUUCACCAAGUUUGGGGUUUUGUUUCUUGUGUGGAAUGGCUGGAAGAAAAAAAAGGAGCACAGAUCAGAGAACUGGGAUCUGGGCCUCAUCUUUGCCACUUAUUUGCCAGGUCCCCUUGGGGCCUCCACACUGACUAUAAACCACCUUCCAUUGUGAAUUACCCAGGGAGAAAUAUUAAAGUCUAAAAUUCAAUCUCCUUGCAAACAAAAAAUUUAAAGGAAUUAGUCUGAAAUAAAAUUGGGUUUCCUUUGUGAAUUAAAAGCCCAAAGAAAUAAAAAUCCUUUAAAGUCCACAAGAAUCAAACUCUAUAAUCAAAUAGUCUUCUAGAGCUCAAUGCAUUUUUUUUAGGUCAGUUACUUUUUUUUUAAAUUCAUUUUUAUUGAGAUAUAUUCACAUACCAUACAAUCAUCCAUGGUGUACAAUCAACUGUUCACAGUACUAUCACAGUCAUGCAUCCA
Molecule: messenger RNA, 3908 nt
Organism: Choloepus didactylus (southern two-toed sloth)
Lineage: Eukaryota; Metazoa; Chordata; Mammalia; Pilosa; Megalonychidae
Product: apolipoprotein L6-like
Exons: 5
Coding region: 712-1899 (395 amino acids)
Biological process (GO): lipid transport; lipoprotein metabolic process
Cellular component (GO): membrane; extracellular region
Molecular function (GO): lipid binding
Source: RefSeq, a predicted model, not a curated record